AUGGAUCAAGAUCUUGUAGACAAUUCGAAUCUUGUUACAUUAACCGCAACAACAACAGACAGUCCCACCAUCAAGUUCGUUGGUGUUGUCCCUAUGAUCAUGAAUAUCUUAAACACAGUUUUAGGUGCAGGAAUUUUAAGUGUUUCUAACUCUUUCACCUUUUGUGGUCUCAUACCAUCAGUAUUAAUGCUUUGUGCAUCAGCUAUCUUCACUUAUAUCUCAACAAUCAUGGUUAUUAAAAUGGCAGCCAUAACUAAUUCGGAUUCACUCGGAUAUCUUGCAAUGAAAACAGUAGGUAAAUACGGAUCAUUAUUACUAUCGAUUUCUUUACUCUGUUUCUGCUAUGCUUGUAUGACCGCAUAUUUAAUUAUGUCCACAGAAAUCAUACAAGGCUGGCUUCUCCUUGCAGGAGUAAAUACGAAUACAUUUGCAAAGCGCAGUUUAGUUUGCGUCUGCUAUUCUCUUUUCCUUCCAAUUAUGCUUACUGUUCCAAAACAUGUUGGAUUUCUUAACUACGCAUCUACAUUUUGCUUCUUCUCACUCAUCGCGUAUGUUGCUGGUAUGAUUUAUAAGGCAAUUAUCCUUCUUCCAAAACAAGGAAUCGAUCCAACAGUAGAAACCUCAUCCUUUGGCAUCAAAAUCUUCAACUCACUCGGAAUUUACUCUCUUUCAUUUGCUCUUGCAGGUGUCAUCAUCCCAAUCAUCAGAAAUAUGCAGCCAAAUCUUCAUAAGCGCUAUGUUGCCACUGGCUCAGCAUUCUUCCUCUCAUUUGUCAUUACGUUAGUUCCAGGCAUGCUUGGCUACCUCAUUUUCGGCAGAUCCGCCAAACCUUUGAUUUUAUCAAACUUCCCCGACGACGACAUCAUAUUUAUCAUUGUCAGAGUAGCCUGCUGCAUUGUUCUCACAGCAUCUUACCCAGCCCUUGGCGUUACAAUCCUUGCUGUAUAUAGCCGCGUUUUUUACAAGACAGAAAACCACGCAGCUCUCGCAUGGAAGCAUAGGAUCGUUGUUCUCAUCUGCCAGAACAUCCUUCCUCUAGCAAUCGCCAUCUUCCUGCCAAACGUAAGGCCUGCAAUGGGAAUUGGUGGUGCUUUUGGUGCUGGUACCUCAAAUCUUGUGUUACCCCCUCUUAUGUGGGUCAUAUUCAAUGAGAAGAAGUGGACUCACUGGACGAACCUUCUUUCAUUGCUCAUGUUCGUUGUUGGCACUGCUGCUGCUGGAAUUGCUACUUAUGAAGCGGUUCUUGACUGCAUCGCUGCAUUUUCCGGAAAUAAUAAUUAG
Molecule: messenger RNA, 1281 nt
Organism: Trichomonas vaginalis G3
Lineage: Eukaryota; Parabasalia; Trichomonadida; Trichomonadidae
Product: amino acid transmembrane transporter protein
Exons: 1
Coding region: 1-1281 (426 amino acids)
Biological process (GO): amino acid transmembrane transport
Molecular function (GO): amino acid transmembrane transporter activity
Source: RefSeq, a predicted model, not a curated record